Molecule: messenger RNA, 378 nt
Organism: Thalassophryne amazonica
Lineage: Eukaryota; Metazoa; Chordata; Actinopteri; Batrachoidiformes; Batrachoididae
Exons: 3
Coding region: 22-372 (116 amino acids)
Source: RefSeq, a predicted model, not a curated record
AUCAUCCAGUCAUUGCACAAGAUGAUCCGAAGCAGUGAAGCAGCUGCUGUUGAGCCACAGAGAGGACAAAGGAUGAUUUUUACAGGUCCAGGUGGAGUUGGAGACUACAGGCCUAGAUCAAACUAUUUCCCCGGGUACAUUGGCAUUGGCGCCACAUCGCCACAAGCUACCAGCGACCUCAGUUACCUGUUCCGAAGUGCACCACACGGUCCUUCACCGGGGCCCAAGCACAGCCAUGUGGGGGAGGUUGGCUGGGGCUGGCAGUAUAACCAGCUGCUGAACAGAGAGGCACUGCACAGCAACAUGCAAAUUAAGAAAGCCGAAUUACAAGCAACGCUGGAGGACAGAGUGACUCAAACUUUCCAGAACUAACAGUAA